Kockovaella imperatae is the source of this 3136-nucleotide messenger RNA. RefSeq lists its product as hypothetical. Lineage: Eukaryota; Fungi; Basidiomycota; Tremellomycetes; Tremellales; Cuniculitremaceae. The coding region runs from base 454 to 2997 and encodes 847 amino acids. The transcript is spliced from 8 exons. The record is from RefSeq and is a predicted model, not a curated record.
AUCUUGACCAGUGACUCCGGACGUUUCUGUACGCGAUUCCUUAGUCUCAUCGAGUAGGAACGGCGAAUCUCCCAUAAUGAUUAGCAGGGACAAUUCCAACUGUCUCAAGGAGCUUUCUGUGGCUCUCAGCUCCUUCGCCUCGAGCAGAACAAUCCUAGUUAUCAGAAGAAGUUUUUUCUUCUGCACGUCCGUAAGAAAUAGAGCCAUGGACAACGCACUAUAGUCAGCUGCCAUUUCCACCAACUUGCGGUGAUGUUGUGAGCACACACUCAGCACCGUGUUCACCUCACCGGCAGGAGAAAGACCGGACCAAAAAAGUCGUUGAAAUUCCCGAGAUCUCUCAACGCCCUUUGGCUUCUCUGUCACCCUGACGACUAGCGCGCUCGCAGCGCUCAUUGAGGGGGUAGGGGGCGGGCAGCAAGUCUCGGGGGAGCAAAAGGUCGACGUCCCACUAUGCUCUCUUCGACUUCUAUCUCUCGCUUGAUGGAUAGCUCUCGAGUCAUGUGGGGAUACCUGUUGGUCUUUGCGCUCGGGUACGGCGUAGCCAAUAUUCGUCGGCUAGUUGGGUCCGGGAUGUUUCAAAAGACUUUGGACCUGCCUUCGGCGCACUCUGAUCAUCCUCUAUCGGAGAAAGAGGACAGAUCAGAGGCAACACAGGACCCGUUGGACGACCGUCCCGCUUCUCAAUUGGAUACAUCUCCCAUCAGGGCCGAAGCCAAUCCACAAAAUGGGGAGAUAUCAGCGGAUUCGGCGCCGUCAACUGUAAAUGAGUCUGUUGAACCGGCCAGCACCAAGCUCUGGGCAGACGACAACGAUUGGGGUCAAAGUGUCACACUGCGAUCAGUAGCGCCGCCGAAUGUAGAAGAUUCAAGGAUUGGAGACCAUAAUGCAACGUCCGACCAGCAAACGCUGCCCUCUGUGAACAAAUCUGAGACCUUUAUUGAAGAGGAUGAUGGUGGAUGGGGACUCCCAGCAGGUACAGAUCGAAGUACAGAUCGACCGUGCAGUCAAAGCGCAAGGGGGCAUAUCGUCCCGACCCAAAUCAAGUCAAAAUCUAAGCAUCGGGCUAGCAGUCCGGAAAAGCAGCCUGGCCGUUGGUCGAGAACCAGCGCAAAGUCGGAACACGACCUGUGCCCUAUCUGUGUGAGGCCAGUGCACCCGAAACAUCUCCAAGAGCAUAAUCGAGACUUUCAUCCGGCUGGAACUACUGCUCCUCGAGGAACAGCUAUCGCCGAAACGAAAUGCCAGGUAUGUCUAAUGGAGCUUCCGUCGUCUCUGGAGCUUCGCAAGCAUGUCGACGCCAACCACUCCUGGGCUUACCUCUGUUCUUCGCACUUGGUCCGUUUUCGCGAUGCUCAGUUGGCUCUUGAGCACUAUCGAGACGUACACUACGCUCAUGGUGUCACAUUCAAUACGAUAGAAGUCUUUCUCGGCUCGAAGAGCUGUCUAGCGACCACCUCACGACCCGACGCCGCACACUCUUCGUCCUCGGCUUGGCCCACGGUCGCUAAUGCCCAGCGCGCAGCUGAUGAUGCCACCAAGUCAGCAAACCCAAACCCAUCCUCGCUGGCACAGGCUGAAGAUGUUUUGAGUAUCAUCCCAAGCUUUGGUCUUCCAUCGCAGGCUUCCUCCUUGUAUUUAACCGGCUCCAGCGCCAAGACAGCCGCAAUGGAUCAGCCCGAGCCAGCAACGGCACCCCUUACGUGUAUGAACUGUCAAAAAGUCUUUCCUGACCAUCCAGAUCUAGCUCGACACGCUUUGUACCCUUGUACAAGGUUCACAGCAUCCUACUUGGAGCAACAGCAUUCAUACACCAACAAUCAUGGCUUUUCUCACUCGCAUUUCAUGACCUCCAGUCAAUUUACAGAUCAAGACAAUCAAGAUUUGAGCAACUCAUAUGCCUCGUUACCUAGUGAAGGCGUCGAUACGCCAAUUCUUACACCUGGAGGAUCCUCAUCGACAUCCAACGACGAAUUGAGCAUCAUCUCGCCCGACCCCCUCCAGUACCCUUCUCUUGGGUCUGCCACCGAUAGCGCUACGGCUCACAACUUGUCAUCAACCGUGCCAUCUGAGGCAAGUUUUUCGGACGAGCCCUCGGAAACGUUUCCAGAUGAGAUGUCUAACCCGACAGGGAAGACACCAGACGAUCUCCAACGCGACGAAUUUACAAGCUCGAACAGGUGGGAUACGGGACCUCCAAGUUUCAUCCCGCCACCUCAUUGCAGGGCGGAUCAGUCGGAUGUUACCUCUGCCAUGGCCCGAAGACAACAAUUUCAUCCAGGCCGCGGCGUCCCAGACAUACCUUACGAACAGCGGCCUCCUCAAACCCGAUGGCGGAGGCCCGGGGAACAGGAUCAGCUUCUUGGGACCGGAAUCGAAGUUCAAAUUCCUUCUUUUGGUCUACCUGGGAAGGGAGAAGAAUUUCAUCCAUUUGGACCCCCUGCUCAAUCUCCAGCAGUGAGUCAGACGGUAUCGCAUCAAUCGUCGACUCGUGCUUCAGACGCCAGUGGUUCCUCGACGACGAAUGGCUUGUCUCUCUCUCACGCACCCUCCUCGGCCUCGACUCCUGUCUCUCCACAGAAUCCGCGAAACAGUUUGUCACGCGAUACAUCGUCCAAGCUGAUAUUGGGUACGAGCCGCUCAUGGUCUUCCGACGCAUCACAACCGAUGCCGGCUCUCCCGAAUGAUCUCCGACACUUGACCUCACUUGGUGCGCCCUCGGAAGCGAACGCCAGACCCCUCAACCUCGAACGCAACCUCCGCGAUAUUGCAGCUGGAGCGCCCACGCGCUCUAAACACGGCCAUGCACAAUCGAACAGGUCAUCCAAGAAGAUUCCCAAGACAGUCGUUCAGCCCAUCUUUGACUCUGGCUGGGAGUCUGUCACUGUCCAACCGUCCAUUAGGGGCAAAGGAGGGAAAGUUACUUCAGACUCUGCUUGGGGCGGGACGCUGUAUCCCAGUGCCGGUGAUGGGGAUGAUCAGUAUGGUGGAUGGUAGGCUGUGUCUCAAAGCAGAUGGAAUCUCUGCCAAUCUCAUCUGUGAGAGAUGAUUCUCAGAACGUCGUUCUGCUCUCAAGCGCGUGCCACCGAGCAACACUCUUCCUUUUUGUAUAUCAUGCUUGUCGUUGAAUUACCAU